Messenger RNA from Ustilaginoidea virens, 3783 nucleotides. RefSeq lists its product as uncharacterized. Gene Ontology annotation, cellular component: COPII vesicle coat; endoplasmic reticulum exit site. The coding region runs from base 1 to 3783 and encodes 1260 amino acids. Gene Ontology annotation, biological process: endoplasmic reticulum organization; intracellular protein transport; endoplasmic reticulum to Golgi vesicle-mediated transport. The transcript has 3 exons. Gene Ontology annotation, molecular function: protein binding; structural molecule activity. NCBI's taxonomy places the organism in Eukaryota, Fungi, Ascomycota, Sordariomycetes, Hypocreales, Clavicipitaceae. The record is from RefSeq and is a predicted model, not a curated record.
AUGGUGCGCCUUCGAGAAGUGCCCCGAACGGCCACCUUUGCCUGGUAUCCCGAAUCCGGCAAACCUCUUCUGGUGACUGGAACCAGAGCCGAUGCCUUCGACCCUGAUUUUUCCAAUGAAAGCAAGCUAGAACUUUGGGACCUUUGUCUGGAUGACCAACAACAAGGGCUAGAGCUUCAACCACUCGCCAGCUUCACAACCGAUUCAAGAUACUAUGAUAUUGCUUGGGGGCCUGCAUAUUCCCAGUAUACACAAGGCAUUAUCGCUGGCGGCCUCGAAAAUGGCUCCCUCGAGCUGUGGGAUGCCGCCAAGCUCCUGGCUGGUGCUUCGGACGCGCUCAUCUCGCGAACUACCAUCCACACCCAUGGUAUCAAAGCAUUAGAGUUCAAUCCUCUCAAACCACAAUUCCUGGCCACUGCAGGAGCCAAGGGAGAGCUCUACAUAUUUGACGUCAAUGACAUGGAGAAGCCCUUUAGGCUGCAAAGCCCCGCCGCCCGCUCCGAUGACAUAGAAUGCUUGGCCUGGAACAAAAAGGUGUCACAUAUACUGGCGACUGGCAGUUCUGGGGGGUUAGUCACUGUCUGGGACCUGAAAACCAAAAAGGCAUCCCUGACGUUGAACAACAACCGGAAAAGUGUCGGCGCCAUUGCAUGGGACCCUAAUAACUCUACCAAGCUGCUUACGGCUACCCCGGACGAGAACACGCCUGUAAUCUUGCUGUGGGAUUUACGCAAUUCCAACGCUCCGGAGAGGACCCUUCAAGGACAUGAACGGGGCGUCUUGUCUCUGUCAUGGUGUUCUCAGGAUAGUGACCUGCUUUUAUCGUCGGGCAAGGACAAUCGCACAAUUGUGUGGAACCCUCAAACAGGCGAGCGAUAUGGCGAGCUACCCGAGAUGACCAACUGGACUUUCCAGACUCGGUUCAACCCUCGCGAUCCCAACUUGUCGGCGACGGCAAGCUUUGAUGGCAAGAUUACGGUUCAGACUUUGCAGAACACCAACCCGGAUACCUCCCAAAAGUCGGCCGAGACGAAUCUGGACGGCGAGGAGUUCUUCCGGGCUGCCCAAACACAACCCCAGGGUGCGUCUUGGUCGCUCAGCAAGGCACCUAAAUGGCUCGAGCGCCCGGUCGGGGCUACUUUUGCUUACGGUGCCAAGCUCGUGGUUUUCAAGGCGAACCCAGCUCAGCCAGGACAGAAGCGCUCCUCCAAGAUUAUCAUUACGAAGUUUUCUGCCGACGCAGGUGUGUCGGAGGCGAGCGAGAAAUUUCAGCAGGCUGUGGGAUCGGGCAAUGUCGCGGCCAUUUGCGAGGAGCGUGUACAACAAGCCCAAACCGAGGAAGAAAAAGCUGAUUGGAAGGUUAUGCAAACGCUUGCUGGGGAUAACUCGCGAGCCAAGAUUGUUGAGUAUUUGGGCUUCAAAGAGGAUGAGCUUGUCAAUGGCGAAUGCAAGGAAGAUGGUGAUGUUGCCGAGAAACCCACCGACGAAGCCGAAUCUGAAAACGAUGCCGAAAAGAAGAAGGAAGAGGUGUCCGACUUCUUCAGCGGCGGAGACGACGGUGACGACUUCCUUUCGAGCGUUGCCGGCACCAAAACGGCAAACGACAAUCCGUUCCAGCUUUUCUCGGAUGGGGAUGGCUCCGUCGAAAAGGACAUCACCAAGGCACUUAUGCUUGGCAACUUUGCCAGGGCUACCGACAUAUGCUUGAGAGAAGAGCGCAUUGCCGACGCUUUCCUCAUUGCAAACUGCGGAGGCCAGGAGCUCGUGGACAAGGUGCAGUCUGCGUACUUGGCCAAGAAGAAUGGGAUGCCGAGCUACAUGCGCGUGCUCGGAUCCGUCAUUUCCAAGAAUCUGUGGGAUGUGGUCUACAAUGCGGACCUUGAGAGCUGGAAGGAGACCAUGGCAAUCAUCUGCACCUUCUCCGACCCCACCGAAUUCCCCGACCUUUGCGAAGCGCUCGGUGAUCGAAUAUACGACCACGGGUCUAGGAAGGACGCCUCUUUCUGCUACCUGGUUGGUUCGAAGUUGGAAAAGGUGGUGACCAUAUGGACCGCCGAGCUGGAUGAAGCCGAGAAGGAGGGCUUGAAGGCGGCGGCAGGGGGUUCUGGAUUCUCGGUCCACGUGAAGUUGCUUCAAAACUUUAUUGAGAAGGUCACCAUCUUCCGGCACGUCAGCAAGUUCCAGGAUGCCGAGCAGAGCCAGACCUCUGGCUGGAAGCUGGCUACUCUGUACGACAAGUACACCGAGUAUGCCGACAUCCUCGCCGGUCACGGUCAGCUGGAGGUGGCUCAGAAAUACGUUGACCUCUUACCGUCUAGCUAUCCUGCGGCGGACAUUGGCCGAAACCGCGUCAAGCUGGCGAUGCAGAAACCAGCAGCUCCAGCUGCCGUUCGUCAACCUGCAUCCAAGGCUGCCAGCAGAGCGCAGCCCAAUGUCGGCUACCCAAUGUCUCCUCAAGCGGCAACUCCCGCGCCUUCUGCCAACCCAUACGGCGCGUACGGACAGGCGCAAGCUCCUCCGGCCCAGCCGUCACCGUACGCGCCGUCGCAGAACCCGUAUCAACCACAAGGCUACCAACAGCCCUCGGGGGCUUAUCAGGCACACGCCCAGCCCGCGUACGGCGGUGGCAUGGUUCCUCCUCCGCCGACGGGAACCGGUCCCCCCCGAAGCUCAACUCCAGCGCAGUCUGGGCCCCCUCUGAGCAAGGCCAGGAACAUGCAGAACUGGAACGACGUGCCGCUGGUGACCAAGGCUGUACCCAGGCGAUCUACCCCGGUUGCCCCCAUAACGUCUCCCUUUCCAGGAUCAUCAAGCACAGCAGGCCCUCCGUCGGGCCCUCAGACCGGACCACCUUUGAGCGGCCCUUAUGGACCACGCACCGGGUCGCCUAUAGCCCCUCCUCCCAAGGGCAGCGCACCUCCGCGAGUCCAGUCACCACUGACCUCGCCGCCUCCGCCCCAGGGCAUCCCCCCUCCUCCCAGACCCUCCUCCACCAUUGCAAACCAGUAUACGCCUCCCGUGCCUCAGCCUGGCGCCGUGCCAUCAGCGAUGCCUCAGGGCGUCGCGAGAACGGCGUCUCCGUACAACGCGCCCCCGUCCGGCGCGCCGCCCUCCAACAGAUAUGCCCCUGCCCCGGCGGCUCAGCAAGUGAAUCAGCCUCCAGCGGCAGGGUUCAUGCCUCCUCCGCCAUCCGGACUGGCCAGCAGACCACCGCCUCCAGCGAAUCCUUACGGAGCGCCGCCACAAGCACAACAGGCGACGCCCCAGAGCCAAUACGCCCCAUCACCGUAUGCUCCCCAGCAGAGCCAAGGGACGGGCCCGCCACCAACAGGUCCGCCCCCAUCCGGGUUGCCUCCUGCCCAGCUAGCAACGGCCCCACCACCUCCUCCAAAGGCAGCAGCAGCAGCAGCAUCUCCUCCUCCUCCCAAAGCUAGGCAUCCUCCCGGCGACAGAUCCCACAUUCCGGCCAACGCGCAGCGUCUUUUCGACAACCUGACCCAAGACAUGCAGCGAGUUGCUGCCAAGGCGCCCGCAACAUUCACCCCGCAGGUCAAGGACACGCAAAAGAGGCUGGACCUGCUAUUUGACCACCUGAACAACGAGGAGCUGGUUCAGCCAUGGACUAUUGAGCGGCUCACGCAGCUGGCGGAUGCAGUCCAAGGCAAAGAUUACGCGACGGCGCAAAAGCUGCAGGUUGAGAUUCAGCGAGACAGAACUGACGAAUGCGGCAACUGGAUGGUUGGUGUGAAGCGUCUCAUCAGCAUGAGCAAGGCGACGCCCUGA